Molecule: messenger RNA, 1956 nt
Organism: Osmerus eperlanus (European smelt)
Lineage: Eukaryota; Metazoa; Chordata; Actinopteri; Osmeriformes; Osmeridae
Gene: adrb1
Product: adrenoceptor beta 1
Exons: 1
Coding region: 118-1332 (404 amino acids)
Biological process (GO): adenylate cyclase-activating adrenergic receptor signaling pathway; norepinephrine-epinephrine-mediated vasodilation involved in regulation of systemic arterial blood pressure; positive regulation of heart rate by epinephrine-norepinephrine
Cellular component (GO): plasma membrane
Molecular function (GO): beta1-adrenergic receptor activity
Source: RefSeq, a predicted model, not a curated record
GCAGACAGAAAGCGGUGUCCAGAUGGAGUUGGAGAGCGAGGGAUCAUAAGCUACAUCAUGGACACACUAAAGAGGACCAGGAACUCUACAAACUGUCUUGAUGAAUAAGAAUAAUAUAUGUACAGCGCACUGCCCAUCAUGGGGGAUGGUCCGUCAUCUAUAAACUUCAACAAUGACACAAAAGGUGGAAAGGUGGAUGUCGACAUUCCUGGCGAUGGCGCAUCUGAGCAGUGGAUGGUCGGAAUAGGAUUGAUUAUGGGUCUCAUCGUUUUAACAAUUGUUAUCGGUAAUAUUUUGGUCAUAACUGCUAUAGCCAAGAACCAGAGACUACAGACAUUGACCAACGUUUUUAUUGUUUCCCUGGCGAGCGCAGAUCUUAUCAUGGGCUUGUUGGUGGUACCAUUUGGUGCCGCGCUGGAAGUCCAGGGCGCGUGGCUGUAUGGCUCCUUCUUCUGUGAAUUCUGGAUAUCCGUUGAUGUUCUGUGUGUCACUGCCAGCAUCGAGACUCUGUGCGUUAUUGCGAUAGACAGGUAUGUCGCCAUCACCUCGCCUUUCCGAUACCAAAGCUUGCUUACUAAGGCAAGGGCAAAAGUGAUAGUGUGCAGUGUGUGGGCUAUUUCUGCGCUGGUCUCUUUCCUACCAAUUUUAAUGCACUGGUCGCGGGACAAUGAGAACACCGCAUGUUAUGAGAAUCCAGAAUGUUGUGACUUUAUUACCAACCGGGCGUAUGCCAUUUCGUCCUCAAUCAUAUCGUUUUACAUACCUUUAGUUGUAAUGAUAUUUGUCUAUGCCCGAGUGUAUAGAGAAGCAAAAAAGCAACUGAUGAAGAUAGACAAGUGUGAGGGAAGGUUUCACAAUAACCUUAACGAUGCCACCAAGAACAAAACUAAUAGAAAGAGACCUUCAAAAAUGCUUGCAUUAAAGGAACAAAAAGCAUUAAAAACACUGGGCAUUAUUAUGGGAACGUUUACUCUUUGCUGGUUGCCCUUUUUCAUUGUCAACGUUGUCCGAGUGUUCUCCUCCCAGGUCGUGGACAAAGACCUUUUCGUGUUCUUUAACUGGCUGGGAUAUGUCAACUCUGCUUUCAACCCAAUAAUCUACUGUCGCAGUCCAGACUUUCGAAAGGCUUUUAAGAGACUGCUUUGCUGCCCAAGACAAGCAGACCGAAGGCUUCACGUAAGCUCAUGCGACCUUUCGCGUUACUCCGGCGGCUUUGUGAACUCAUUGGAACCGGGAAUGAUGGGGACAUGGACAGACUGCAACGGACUGGACCAUAGCGACAGCAGCCUGGAGGGUUGUGCCAAAUUAUCUCAUUCAGAAUCGCAGCUGUGAGGAUUGUUAAUGUGAAUUUCACCGUUGACAUUUUUUGUUGUUGCAUAAAUGUCCAGUUGAGCCCAUGGAGACUUCGUCUAUCGAUGCGCCAAAAUUUGGAACAAGAGUCAUGCUCAAGGUUUAUCUGUUUCUGGGACAAUGAUGGCACUCAAAAGGCUAAGCAUCAUCCGUGUGUUAAUAAUAAACUUUAGCACAUCUCAAUUCAGAUGGAAAGGAGCAGCUCGUUUGUAAAUCGUGCACUAGAUGUUGGAACAGCAAUGUAAAUACAUUUCAACAAGUGUCAAAAUGCUAUGUUAUACCUCAUGCCUAAAGUACAAAUUGUACGUAAGGAAUUUGUUUAUAUUAAACAUGUUAAAUAAACAGUAUUUAUUGUGCGCUGUAUAUAGGUCUGUAAAGCAGGUGAAGAAUUGCACAGACAAAUGAAUUGGGUGGGUUGAAGGGCGGUGGUACUGAUGUGCACCUCAGCGUAGAGGGGGACCAAAUAGAUCCCCAUCUUCUCUCUCUCUUUCUCUCUCUCUAUAUAUCUUUCUGUCUCCUAAUCUCCAAUGCUCAUGGUCUGUGUUUUAUUGUAUAAUGGUGGAUGUUUAUUAGUGUGCAAUAAAGUGUCAUUUUAUGAAAACUGUU